Molecule: messenger RNA, 2515 nt
Organism: Homarus americanus (American lobster)
Lineage: Eukaryota; Metazoa; Arthropoda; Malacostraca; Decapoda; Nephropidae
Product: pregnancy zone protein-like
Exons: 9
Coding region: 1-1353 (450 amino acids)
Cellular component (GO): extracellular region
Source: RefSeq, a predicted model, not a curated record
AUGAAUGAUCUGCGACUUCACAAAGAAGACGGUUGUGGUCUCCAUGAUGCUGACCAGAGAUCAACCAGCCAGACAAGUUCUGUGUGGGUGACAUCGCUGGUGAUUCGAGCUCUUAAUGAGGUGUCUGUCAACUGGCCUAACAUGUUAUAUGUUGACCCUCAGGUGACGGACAAGGCUCUAAAGUUUUUGUUGGCACAGCAGGCAUCCCAUGGGGCCUGGUGGGAGCCCAGUGGUGAGGUGGGGGACAGAAAACUGGUACCAUCUCCAUACUCUCUUACUGGAGAGACCACACACGACCUCAACCUCUCCUCCACUGCCCACACCAUGCUCAGCCUCCUUGCACUUAGAGGUCUGCCCUCGCCUUUAGAUGAACAAGUUCUGGCAGCCAUCACCCGGGGAGCUCGCUGGCUGGAGGAGAAUCUCUCCUUGGUUGGCCAGGCCUCACGUCCCCUGGAGGUGUCCCUGGUGGCCUUGGCACUUCACCUCUCGGAGUCGACCUUCGCUGACCUUCCGAUCAAGUAUGUUUACUGGGGGGAGGACUUGGUACCUCUGCCUUCCUACCGCGUUGAGUCCCAGCGUCCACACUUGCAGCCUCGCCGCUCUCACGCCCACGAUUCAGGCAAUGUAGCGGCGACUGCUUACGCUCUCAGGCUUUAUUCCAUUCGGGGGGAGAUCAUGACCCCAAGUAUUGUGAGAUGGUUGCAGUCUCAGCGCUGUCAUGAUGGUGGCUGGAUGUCAACACAGGACACCCUGGCAGCAUGGGAGGCCCUGUAUGAGUUCUCUGGCCGGGAGGGCAGGGCUCGAGACACCCAGCUGACAGUGACAGUAGAGCCUUUACAUGACCACACUCAAGCAAGGACUUUCUACAUCACCCCAGAUAAUUUUCUUCACCUACAGUCACACCAGGUGAAUGGCAAGUGGGGCAGCAUGAGGGUGCAGGGUAAGGGUCGAGGCGCGGCCGUACUGCAGCUCACCUCCAAGUACCACGUUGCUGAGCCACACCACUUGGCCUCUCCACCCACACCGGCCUUCCACCUGCGGACAAGAGCCAAUUGGCACGGACAUAACGGCUCGGCAUUAACAUUUAUAACGUGUGUGCGCUGGAUGUUUAAGGAAGCGAGUGACACGUCUGGAAUUUCCGUGCUGGAGGUAACGGUGCCGACGGGAUAUGGAGCAUCCACGGAAGUGCUGCAGGAGUACGUUGCCGCCCAGACCGUGCCAAACCUCCGAAGGGUGGACUUCCAGCAACGAAAAAUCACAUUCUUUUUUGAGAAGCUUGUUGGGACUGACACUUGUGUGGAGUUCUCAGUGGAGCGAUGGUUCCUCCCAACCUCACCAAGGUGUUACCAGUGAGAGUGUAUGAGUAUUACUCCCCAGAGUUGUACGAGGUGGAGCUGCUGGACAUGUCAUCUGUAUCACUGGACAUCUGUCAAGUGUGUGGGUCAUACCAGUGCCCCAACUGUCCUAUCCUCUCCUACCACAGGAGCCAUGGCCACUCACAUGGCCCACAUGCCCUUGCCUAUUUUCUUAGCUUCCUGGUGCUAGUCUUCUCAUCCCAUCUAGCACCUAGUUGAAGCUCCAUGGACUUCUAGUCAUCCCAGGAGCUGUUCUCACUCCUUCCAAGAAGAGAAAUAUUUACCCUAAGAGCAACAGUUACCUGGGACUGUGUUCUGGGCGACUCACAGUGCUGCCAGUGAUGUGACAUUAGCUUCAGUGGUGGUCUGCAGACUACAGUCUUGCCAGUUAAGUGAAAUAAUUUUUCAUAGCAGUUUUUGCUGACAUUAGUGUUGUGAAUUUCUCAAAAUCAAUUGCAGGGAUGAUUCCCUGUUGACUAUAGUGUUACCAGUGAGUUGACCAAUUUCCUGAAAGACUUGAUUAUUAUCGUGAUGUAAGUGAUGUGAAAUUUGCUUGAAAGGCAAUUUUUGUGAAUUACAAUGUUACUAGUCAUGUGAAGAAAAAUAAUAGUAAUGCUGUAGAUAAAUUACUAGAACAAGGACCUAGAGCACUGUACUGUACCUCAGAGGUAUGCAUGAAGGAUACAAUAUAUUUCCUUAUCAUUUAAUUUAAGGAAGUGGAUGUCAUUACACGAAUCCAACUCUCCAGUAAAUUAAAUAACAAAUAAAUCAUUGACACAUCCCUACCAGUGACAGAGGGAGUGUAAUUUACUGUAUAAUACCUUAGCUAAAACACAAGGUCACUGACACACAAACUAUUCCAUAUUUAUACAUACAUACAUACAUAACUGUACUGUUACAGAUUGUGUUCAUAUGUUUUUGUAGACAAUAUUACCACAUGAUUUUAUGCUGCUAAAUGAUUUUGUAAAGGAUUUUCCCAUACAGAUCAAUUAUUUGUUUUAAUAUGAUUUGCCUAUUCAUUUUUGCACCCUCUCUCUUUGUUCCUGCAGAUAUAUAUACUGUAUAUAACCUUAAUUCUUCCAGUACAGUCAGUUCUGCUAUAACUUAUAGUUGUGUUCUUGUAAAACAUCGUGUUAUAGAAAUUCACGUAAUAGAAAUAA